Messenger RNA from Plasmopara halstedii, 1332 nucleotides. RefSeq lists its product as uncharacterized. The coding region runs from base 1 to 1332 and encodes 443 amino acids. The record is from RefSeq and is a predicted model, not a curated record. Lineage: Eukaryota; Oomycota; Peronosporomycetes; Peronosporales; Peronosporaceae. The transcript is spliced from 2 exons.
AUGACGGAUUGCAUCAAUGAUGCCGGAAUCUCCACGCUCGUCUUGAUUAACGAUGAGGAAUUCGUAUUGCGAGCGUCGCAAAGUCUAGUACAGUUUGAUAAUUACUCUCAGGUGGCGACAAAUUUCGAGCAGAUUUUCACACUGACGCUGGAACGAGGCCGAAACUCGGACUAUGAUUCACAUGAAGAUGCUUGUAUUCCGAUAAUUGUUUCCCCUCUUUCAACACAUCGGUUUGAGUUAUCAGUAGCUGAUGCUACACUAUCUCCAUUCGAGAGCAUAUUAUAUUUGAACGAGCCACAAAUAUACCGCGUAAAUUUUUUUAUUCCGAAAGCGUCUGAGAGUGAUUACGUGUGGGACAACUUUCAAGACCGAAUUGUCAUUCAUACGAAGUUAAGUAAGCUUGUCAUUCGACUUGAAGCCCGGAAAAGCAAGACGUCACUGCCUUUUCGAUAUAAUCAAGAAAGAAAUACACUGUUUCCAGCCUCUCUACCAGACAUAAAAUCUCCACCGUUGAGACUUUUUGACGACAUCAAGCGGAAAACUUGUUCGAAUCAAGGGCACCAAUCUGAUGGGGUCGAUAGUCAUGCUGGACAAACAUUGAUUGAGAAUGACAAAUCUGACAUUCGACGUAGAGACAGUCGGUCAUUUCUUUCGCGACCGUCACUGUCUACACGUGAUUGUAUCGAAUACUCAUCUUCACCUCCUCCCAUCUUGACUACCAUUCAGUCACAGCAUGAAGCUCAAGCAGUGAUUAUGGCGCUACGAAGACGGCGAAUUACUCAGACCAGAGCUUUGUAUUCAACUAGAAUGUCACCAAAUGCAGACGUGUUGGCUCCAAAGAUGGUCACAUUUGACGCAAGCGUAAUGAUCGAACUAGAGGAGUUUAACGAACUCAUUAACGCUGCAAAGGAUCGAGUGAAGAAGGAUACAGCCUCGGUUAAAAGUGAGUUGGCAUAUUACCAGCAACUACUGCCGAAGCCGUUAUGUCCUCCAGUCAGAGCAUCGAGACCGCGAGAAUCUCGACACCUUUCAGCAACUUUUAAGCGACCAUUAACGUUGUUGCCAGCACUUGUUCGGCCAUCUUCAGGAAAUAUCGUUAAGAAGAUAACUGCGCUAGAUACAAAACGUGCAGUAAAUAACCAAGAGCCAUCACCACCUCAAAACCAUGUUGUGGAACGUCCGAAAUCGAACACUCAGAUUGAUUUUCAAUUACCCUUGAUGAAGGGUUUUUCAAGAUUACCGCAGUAUCAAAUAGCCUUGAAACAACGGAAUGAAGCUCGGAAAGAUGAGUCUGAUGAUUUGAAUCCACAGACGUCAUCACCUUCAAUAUAG